GCGCUCGGCGCGCGCUUGUCGGAUAUCCGGUGGGAAGGGAGAAUAGGGCCGGGGGGCUGAAGAGGCUUCCCUGGCGCUCUGCGUAGGAGGAGGGGGACUCGGGAGCCAUCAUGAUUCGCUUUAUCCUGAUUCAGAACCGGGCUGGCAAAACCCGCCUGGCCAAGUGGUACAUGCAGUUUGACGAUGACGAGAAGCAAAAGCUCAUUGAGGAGGUCCACGCGGUUGUCACCGUCCGAGACGCAAAGCACACUAACUUUGUGGAGUUCCGCAACUUCAAGAUCAUCUACCGGCGCUACGCAGGGCUCUACUUCUGCAUUUGCGUGGACGUGAAUGACAACAAUUUAGCUUACCUCGAAGCCAUUCACAACUUUGUGGAGGUUUUGAACGAGUAUUUCCACAACGUCUGUGAGCUCGACCUGGUCUUCAACUUCUACAAGGUCUACACGGUGGUGGACGAGAUGUUCCUAGCCGGGGAGAUCCGGGAGACCAGCCAGACGAAAGUGCUGAAGCAGCUGCUCAUGCUGCAGUCCCUGGAAUGAGGGGGGCUUUGGCCGUCGUCUCUUCGGAUCCUGCUGCUUCCUGCCAGACCCACCUCUCUUCACCAGUGCCCCGAAUCAGGGACUCGCUCGGCGGAAACGUUGCCCCCAACCCAGAGCUGAAGGCUGGCAGGGAGGAAGCAUUUGGGGAUGGGCGUUGGUCGGGAUUUCUCCUCUGUUGCCCCCCUUGCUGCUUCAGGAGGCGGGGGGGAGAGAGCUUGCAGGUUGGGGCUGGCUUGUCUGGGGGGGGUUGAAGAGGAGAGAGCGCCUGUCUCCUCCUCCCCCCACUGCCAUUCGAUGUGCUGCUGCUCUCCACCCUCCACCUCACUGGUCUGCUGCCCCCUCCCCAUCUAGCCACCCAUGUAAAUGUGUUGUGCUGCACCUGCAGAAGAGGGACCAUAACUGUGUGUGUGUGCGCGCGAGUGUGUGUGUGGGCACCUGCACGGGCACCUGUGAUAAGUGGAUCUGAGUGGUUAAACUGCCAGUAAAGUGACGUCCUGAAAUAAACCAUCCAUCA
Molecule: messenger RNA, 1053 nt
Organism: Candoia aspera
Lineage: Eukaryota; Metazoa; Chordata; Lepidosauria; Squamata; Candoiidae
Gene: AP2S1
Product: adaptor related protein complex 2 subunit sigma 1
Exons: 5
Coding region: 111-539 (142 amino acids)
Biological process (GO): clathrin-dependent endocytosis; intracellular protein transport
Cellular component (GO): membrane coat; intracellular membrane-bounded organelle; AP-2 adaptor complex
Molecular function (GO): clathrin-cargo adaptor activity
Source: RefSeq, a predicted model, not a curated record